Molecule: messenger RNA, 13113 nt
Organism: Pelobates cultripes (western spadefoot toad)
Lineage: Eukaryota; Metazoa; Chordata; Amphibia; Anura; Pelobatidae
Source: the annotation of a GenBank genome assembly
AUGGCAGGAAGGUUAGCUAAAGAGGAGCAACUUCUUUCAAGACAGAAAAUUAUAUAUGGCGAUGUAAGUUGGGAUUUUAUAAUUAUAUGUCACUGUCAAAAUCAAAGCAGUAAUGCUGAGGACGGUUAAAAAUAUAAACGCAAAUUCGAGAGAACUGUGGGGAAAUAUAUACCACAAAAAUUAUAUGUAAUCAAUAAAUUUGCAUCUAUUUAAUUCAGCAGACCAACCAGAAUUAACUCAGGAAUAUAUUCUGCUAUAAAAAAAAAAUCCCCAAAAUGGUCGGACUUCUGGAUACAUUAUUCCUUUUUUUACCCUUUUACGCUUUACCUCUCACUAAAUCCCUGUACUCGUCUACCCAUUUGACCUAUUCCAAGUUCUGUUUUAAUGAACAUGCAAAUCUGUCAGAUACUGUUGGAAGAUUAUAUAGGUAUUUCACAUGAUCGUGUAACUUAAAAGCAUGUUAUGACUGUUCUUCUCUUUCUUGUAUUUAAACAAUAAUAAACAAAAUAUACAUGUAAUACUAGGAAUAAACUUAUAUUCAUUUGGAUCCCUCAAUACUUGAAGGGGCUAGCAAAAUGUCACUUCCAAAAUGGCAGCUGUGAAUGUAAUUAUUAGGAGCCAUAUUACUUGUAAUUUAUUGUAAAUAAUUUGAUGCCUAAAAAUCAUAAAAUAAAUAAAUAAGUAGCAGAAUAGCAAAUUGAUGCUAAUACUCAAUCUUUUCCCAGAAUUAGUAUUCUAUAGCAAUACCUAAAGAGCAUCAAAGUCAGUUUCCUAAUUUUUUAUUAUUUCUGCCAAUUGUGUUUGCUUAACUGAAUUUCACAAGAACCUUCUAGGGGAACAAAAUUCCUGCAGAACCUGUUGUUAUGCAAAAAAUAAAUACAUUCAAAGUUCUAUUUUUAUUUUUUCAUUUUUUGUUUUAAGGAAAUAUAUCCUUGAUGCAUGAAUAAAAUGACGCUUUGACUCCAACCUGGAUUUUUCUCUUUAAAAGCUUAAUGAGGGUUCCAAAUAUGAACUUUUGUGAAUAACCUUUUUAGUGUGACGUGAGAAGGCCAUUAUCAUGUAUUUUCCGCAUUCUAGGAUUUUUACAUUUACAUUUGUAAUUUUCUUCCAAUUCAUACUGUUAUUAUUUUAGUUUUUUAGAUUGUUUAUAACAAAUUAACAUAGUUCAUUGUCAGGUGAAUAGUCAAAUAAGGUAUGUUUUCUUUACAUGUAUAUGUAUGCAUACAAUAUUUAUAAAAUUAUUUUCUAUUUUAGGCCUAUUUAAUUAGAGCAAACCCAACACAGAAAAACACAACUUCUGGGAUCAGAGUCCCAGCACAUCUUAAAAAUCGGAUCCAGAUGCGUACCAUAGAUCGCUCAGAAAAGGUAUACUCUACAAAUGAAUACAAUAUUCUGAUUCAUAUUAGAAAGGGCCAUUUUACAGGCAUAGACUGCAAACCUGAGAUUUUUUUUUUACAGUCUUAGGUUUUCUUGAUACUUUAUUUUUUUUUUACAAUGUUGUGGAUGUCAUUCUCCAACGAAAGGCCAAACAAUGUAUACAUUCUAUUCAUAUUCACGUGAUCAUCAUUUGUACUGCUAUCUAUUUUAACAGAUUUUCUAUAUUUUUAGGUGGAUGUCAUUAGAGCCCCACCAGUAGAGAAACUGGUAGAUUUACCUCCUGGAAUCAAAUUCCCAGUGUGUCCUAAACAUCCCAUCCAGUUCUGUACCACCAAGCUUUCACAAAAGGUAUAUACUAUUUAAUACCAUAAUCCAAUCAAGAUUAAUAAGCAUAUAUUUCUAAGACAUUUAAUAGACAUCCAUGGAUUAAUAAGUAGCUUUGUAUUUUUAAUGUAAAACCAUGUAACACAGUAAAGGAGUUUAAGCAUAAGGCUAUCCUAACUAUAAGAUAAGGCUAGGGACUAAUGAAAGUAUUUAGAAAAUUGGGCAGACUAGAUGGGUCGAAUUGGUUCUUAUCUGCCGUCACAUUCUAUAUUUCUAUGUUUCUAUGUGUAAGUGAUCUAUUAGAAAGCAUUAGAAGAAUAUGAAAAUUAGCAUCACAUCAAUCAUUGGUUCUAUUGCACAUUAUUAAGAGGACACUCCAGUCACUAUAAAAAUUUAAUCUAAUUGAAGUUGUUAUAGUGCCAGAAGACCCCCAACCACACUCUUACCUUAAGGGGUUAAACCGUUCUCAAAAAGUUUGCCUCCAGAGCUGAUCUAAGGUCCCCCAAGUAACAUUUGGCUUCUGGAUCUCUUUUAUAGGAAGUUCUCGGUGCCGCAGAUUGGCUUAUAGCAGUCAGCUGAUGCUCUAAGCCAAACCGUAGCUCCCGAUUGAUAAAAAAAAAAAAAAGUACAUGUUUUUAUUUUUUUAUCAAUCGGGAGCUACUGUUUGGCUUAGAGCAUCAGCUGACUGCUAUAAGCCAAUCUGCGGCACCAAGAGCUUCCUAUAACCGAGCUCCACAGCACUUAGAGCAUUAGCUAACAGCUCUAAGCCAAUCAGCUGUGUCAUUGCCUGGGAACACUCAGCAAUUCAUGUAAUUAAGAACCAGAAGCCAGAUGCCACCUGGGGGACAGAUCGUGACUGAAGGCAAACUUUGGGGUUAAACUGUUAGAGAACAGUUUAACCUCUUAAGGUAGAAUUCCCCACCCCCGGGGCCUCCUGGCAAAAUAACAACAUUAUUUAGAUGAAGUUGUUAUGGUGAUUUGAGUAUUCCUUUAAUUCGUCUACCACAUAACAGAAAACCAGUACUUUGACCCUAAGACAAAGUACAACCUAGUUUGCGUUAUGAUAUUUUUUUAUUGUGUUCAGUCAAAUAUAUUCCAUCAUAGUUAACAUUCAUAUUUCAUAAAAAUUGUAUCUUUAUGAAAUACUAAUUAAGUAACUUGAGGUAACAGAGCCGUUUUAAUUCAGGACUGUGUUGUUUUAUUGGUUACUUUAUGCUAAUGAAUGCUCUUCAGAAUAGGUUUACAGAAUGAGUACACAGAAUUCUAUGUUGUAAUCUUUUUGCAGCUAUAUAAGACGGGUCCAUCAUUUGACCUUGAUGAUCCACAACUCCAUUUGAUGAAGACAACCUACAAUAACUUACAUGACCCACACUUAAAGCAAUAUUACAACCGUAAGAAGAUCAAACAACGGCUAUUUGAUGGUGGAUUUAUCACCAGUGAUGACCAGGUAGGUAUAUGAAAAAAACAAAAACAAGACACUAACUAUCCUUUAAUUUUACACUAACAUAAAGUGAAAUUGUGGAAAACAAGUUAUAUUUCCUUCUCAAAAUACCUAAUGUAUCUGUAAUGGAGCUUCCUGUACCCCGGUUGGGCACCUCUGCCGACGGAUGCUCCUAGUGCUCACCGAGGACUCCAAGCACUCCACCAGACACCAUUAGCACCGCAGUCUCCAAAUUCAGCUUUACAGCUUGGCCGGGAACUCGCUGUCCUCUACCCACCCUGGACCUACGACAAGGCUCCAGGUUCCAGUGGGUGAACCUCUCCUCCAAGAGAGAGUAGCAGGAACAAGCUCUUAAAAAAGCUUAGUGAUUAUAAUCCCUGAGGAGUAUAGUGAUAUAGCAAUCCUCAGGGUAGAUGCAGCCUUUUCCUCCCCACAUGAGAUGAGGCUCUAUGUUGAGGGUAAAACAGGAACUCGGCAGAUCUGAGGGUUUAUUGAAUAGCUUGGUCUUUUAUACAGUUUUCCUGUGUCCCUGUGCGCCACAAGGUCCACCUGGGUGCUAACCUUGUGGGGAACAGGGACACAGGAACAACAAGCCAAUAAAAACAUACUUUUACAUUACACUCUCUGCCUGUGAUAUAAUUAACAAAGACAAUGGACUAACUCAUUUAACUCUAAGCAUAUCCCCAUAAAGGUCACAUCCCUGAUAGCUCCCAUCAGGGUGAACAACAUAUCCAAAAAUCACCCAGAUUGGUUCAGGGAUUGGGAAUUUCCUGGAAGUCAUAAUUUUGACCGACCGCAAGCAUGGCCCCAUGCCCAAACAGUUCCAUAGAAUCAGGGCUAAUGGUCGGUCUCUCUGUCUGGAGUACAAAAGUACAUAACUCACAUGAACAGAGCCUGUUUAAAGUAUUUUAGCCAGGUUUAUCACAGGGGCCAUAGUCACAGGGCAGGAGGCUGGCAAACAGUCCCCUCCAAAAACCAGUGGCUAAGGUCAUUUUUGAAACAUCUCACCCUCCCUAAGGGAAGACUAACCAGGUACCUGACCUUCUGUCGGUCAGUGCCUAAGUUAGUCGAGUAGCCCCUCCACAAGUAGAGACUGGUACUCCUGGCUUCCUGGUUGCUCUCCGUCUGGUAGUUGGGGUUACUUUGUGGACAGAGACCAGCGGUACUCUGCCCUGCAGCCAGCGUUACAGCUGGGUAAUUGAGAGGGAUGGCAGUUCCAGGAUCCAGAACAAGGGGAGGAUAGAGGCCAACUGCGCUCUGCCCGGUUGCCAGCGCUUCUGCUGGGGGGACUAGUACGUAGAUCUGCCCUGUUAAAAGGGGGCAAGUAGGGCAGAGGCCAACUGCACUCUGCCCUGAUGCCAGCUCUUCUGCUGGGAUAGGGUCAGUGAAUACUAACCCCAAGACCUGGUUGCGGAUCUGCUGUGAAAAGGAGGGAUUGCGUACCUCCUCCUCCUGGCAUUCCUGCAGGGUUGGUUGGGGAUCUGGAUGAGCCAUCCAGCAUCCCUGUAGGUCUGGUGCAGAGACCGCAGUCCCAUCUGCACCAUCGGGGUUAGGGGUGCUGUUCCCCUGUGGUUGGGAAGAAGGACCAGGUGUCUCCUCUCCCGGUAGCUGCUGCUGCUGUUGGAGAGAGAGACCAGUUGUCUCCUCUCUCUGACACACACCCUGCCGCUGGGGAGGGAGGAAGCUGCUCUCCUCUCCCUGUGACUCGGUCUGCCGCUGGGGAGAGCGACUGGUUGUCUCUUCUCCCUGGAGGGUACACUGCCGCUGGGGAGGGAGGGCGAUGCUCUCCUCUCCCUGUGAUUCUGUCUGCUGCUGGGGAGGGAGACAGUUUGUCUCCACUCCCUGUAAGUUACACUGCCACUGGGGAGGGAGGACGAUGCUCUCCUCUCCCUGCAAUGGAAACUGCUGCUGGGGAGUAGAACCGACGGUCUCUACUCCCGGUAACUCAGCUGUAGCUGGGGAUCUGGGCUGUCUGUCCAGCAUCCCUGUAGGGCCGGUAGAGAGACCUCAGUCCCAUCUCCACCUGCCACCUGUAGGUAGUCCCAGGACCGGUCUAUGAAGUCCUCCCAGCUGAAGGGUUGUAGGUCUGGAUCUGCCACCCAGCUCUCCGUCUCUGCCUGCCAGGUAGAAUGGGACUGAAUUGAGCGAAACAGGCGUUGGUAGUCCUGCUCCAGUUCCCACUCCAUUCUGAACAGAUGAAUCAGGUCUGACCCCAGGUCGUCCACUCGGAGGAGAUACAGUAGGGCUUCCCUGAUGUCAUGGAUGUCCCAGAGCCGACACUCUGCUGGACAUCCAAAGUCAUUGCCCUCCUCAAAGGCCUCCCACAGUAAGCCCGGCCAUUAUUGUCCUCACCUUCCGGCAUAUCGUUGUCAGCCAUCCAGUGGUUGUGCCGGGUGGCGUACCACUUUAGUGCCCGGUAAGUGUUGUCCAGCCUCAACUCCUUCCAAAUCAGGUUCCACAGUUCCGUCACCCACUCAUCCAGGGGUUGCUCUCCUAGGAAAGGUAACCGAAGGGCAACGUAUACCUGGAACCACUGUUCUUUCCUUGGAAGACUCUCGCUCUGCCUCCACUGCACACCCUCUAAGGCCUCAUACCACAGCUCCUUUCGAGUGGCAUCUCUCCAGUCCAGUAUGCCUUCCUCUGAUACAGGCCCAUCCUGUUGGGCCAAGUGUUGCUGUAACCUCCAGAGAAACUUCUCCUCACAUUGGGACGCUGCACGGGUGCUAGCUCGCUCCAUUCUCCCGAGUACCUCUGUAGACAGGGGCACUGUAUGGGGACAAGUGUUGCCCUCAAUUAUAGAUCCAUAACAUUACCGGUGUCUCUGAGCUGCUUCUCCUCGCACUAGACAGCCAUCCAACCGCUGACACCAAUGUAACGGAGCUUCCUGUACCCCUGUUGGGUACCUCUGCCGACAGAUGCUCCUAGUGCUCAUUGAGGACUCCAAGCACUCCAUCAGACACCAUCAGCAUGGUAGUCCCCACAUCCAGCGUUACAGCUUGGCUGGGAACUCGCCGUUCUCUACCCACCCUGGACCUACGACAAGGAUCCAGGUUCCAGUAGGUGAACCUCUCCUCCAAGAGAGAGUAGCAGGAACAAGCUUAGUAAUUAUAAUCCCUGGGGAGUAUAGUGAUAUAGCAAUCCCCAGGGUAGAUGCAGCCUUUUCCUCCACACAUGAGAUGAGGCUCUAUGUUGAGGGUAAAACAGGAACUCAGCAGAUCUGAGGGUUUAUUGAAUAGCUUGGUCUUUUAUACAGUUUUCCCCACAAGGUUACCACCCAGGUGAACCUUGUGGGGCACAGGGACACAGCAACAACAAGCCAAUAAAAACAUAGUUUUACAUUCAGUCACUCCCAUACAGUGUACGCAAUCCCUCCCCUCUGUCUGUGAUAUAAUUAACAAAGACAAUGGACUAACUCAAUUAACUCUAAGUAGAAAAAAACAUACAUUUUUACGAGGUCUGGAAAACACCCCAAAACACAACUUACCAACUCUUCCUUACAUUACCACUAUUCUCAAAGAUAUUGGCACUUUGGAGGUUAGGUCACCUUGUUGAGAUUUGUUUAUAAUAGCCCUAUAUUUUAGUUUGAUAAUAAAAUAUGUUUUGGAACUACUUAGUGUUCCAUAAGAAUUCUCUAAAUAUGGUGCCCAUGAUCACUCUGAAGUACAGGAAAGAUACUUAUCUUUGCCUAAAGGGGCAGACUAAGCUUCAGAACUGCUAAAGAGUGCUGUAGUGGAUAUGGUUCCAGGUGUCCCUGGGCUCUCUCUGAAAGUAGUUUGUCAAACUAUCUCUCAGCCAAAGAAUACUAAUGUUAAUAUUAAAUACUAAUAUUAAUAUACAAAUAACAGGUAUCGAGUACGAGCUUAGUGCAAAUAGUAAGAUACUCUAACGCCUCGGUGGAGUCCCCUUAACCUUCACCAACAUUAGAAAUCACAAACAAAUAAUAAGGUGGAGUAUCUUAUAUACACAAUAAAGAUGGAUCUUUACACAGGUAUAAUCCUAAAAUAAAACAUAGAAGAAAAAGCAAAUAUGGUGCAAUAUCGUUUGGUAUUGUUUUGUGUAUUGUCCACACAGUAUUCUAAUAGAUAUAAACUCACAAGUAAGGAGCCACUAUAUGUAAGGCUCAAGAGUUUCGCGUUGUGGGAUAUAUGAGGCCCUACUCCCUCCUCUGUGUGACAGGAUCCUCUUGGAAUAUAAUCUCAGGAAUGCAAAUGAAGUAUUUAAAGUGCUUUAUUCCAUAAAGUGCACAAUGAAAGAUAAAAGAAUAAUAAAUAUAAAAGAGACCUUACAGUCUGUGCUGGUAAGUCACACAGAGGAGGGAGUGGGACCCCAAAAAUCCCACAAGGCGAAACUUUUGAGCCUUACAUAUAGUGGCUCCUUACUUGUGAGUUUAUAUCUAUUAGAAUACUGUGUGGACAAUACACAAAACAAUACCAAACGAUAUUGCACCAUAUUUACUUUUUCUCCUAUGUUUUAUUUCAGGAUUAUACUUAUGUAAAGAUCCAUCUUUAUUGUGUAUGUAAGAUACUCCACCUUAUUAUUUGUUUGUGACUAAUAUUAAUUUGUAUGUGAUGUGUCCAGGAAAACCUGUGGAUAUGGCAAACCUAAAUGGAAGCUGCUAUCUGUAUAUAUCAAGUUACUUUAGUUUCACACAGAAAAUACAAAUCAUCAAACAAUAUUGCAUAUAUAUUGUUAGUUAACUAAAUGAAAUUAAAUUAAUAAAAUAAUUCUCUUGUCUAGGUUAUUUGCACUUUAAAGGAAUAUAAUCAAUACAGGGAGUACCUCUCAAGCCUACACAGAAAGGAAAUGAAAAUAGUAAGUUGGAUUUUGAUUUAUGGGAGAGACAAUCAACGUAACAGACAAGGUGUAAUUUUCAGAGGAAUGAUAUUUAGCUAAUAACAGUAUAGAUACUGUAUAAUACUGUACUUUCCAGUAAAGCCAAAAGAAAAUGCAACAAUGGAUCACAAAAUAUAAAGUCACUUGUUUAUAAGUGAGUAGGUCCUGGAACAAGUAAGCUGCUGUAUUUAAAAUAUCCAUGAAAUAUGGCAAAGGCCAAAAUCAGAAUAAAAAUAGUAUGCAGGUGAUACUCAAAAAAUUAGAAUAUCGUGCAAAAGUUCAUUUAUUUCAGUAAUGCAAUGUAAAAGGGGAAACUAAUAUAUGAAAUAGACGCAUUACAUGCAAAGCAAGAUAGUUCAAGCCGUGAUUUGUCAUAAGUGCGAUGAUUAUGGCUUACAGCUCAUGAAAACCCCAAAUCACCAAUCUCAGUAAAUUAGAAUAUUGUGAAAAGGUGCACUAUUCUAGGCUCACAGUGUCCCACUCUAAUCAGCUAAGUAAGCCAUAACACCUGCAAAGGGUUUCUGAGCCUUUAAAUAGUCUCUGUCUGGUUCAGAAGGAAUCAUAAUCAUGUGGAAGACUGCUUACCUGACAGUUGUGCAGAAAACCAUCAUUGACACCAGGGGAGGGCUGGCAGCCUUAGGCCUGGGGGGCAAAACCAGUCAAGUGGCCCAUUGCACCACCAAAUCAGUCCACCAUCCAUGCCCACCUUUUCCUUGUUUUAUAACGGAUAUUGAUGUUAUGCUAAUCAGUAGCUCUUUGCCAUACCUGCUCCUUCACGGCUCUGACUUUCUUAUUCUUACCCCCUCCUACUUCUUCUUACUCCCUCCUACUUCUUCUUACUCCCCCCUCUUCUUCUUACCCCCUUUCUUCUUAUCCCCCCUUUUUUCUUCUCCCCACUCUUCUUUUUACCCCUCUUCUUUUUACUCUUCUUACUCUUCUUACCCUCUUCUUCUUCUUACUUCUUCUUCUUACACCCCUUCUUCUUCUCUUCUCUACCUCUCUUCUUACUUCACUCUUCUUCUUCUUACUACCCUCUUUUCUUACUACCCCUCUUUUUUACUCCCUCUUCUUACUCCCUACUUCUUCUUCUUACUCCCCUUCUUCUUUCUUACCCCUUCUUUCUUCUAUUCUUUCUUACCCCCCCUUCUCUUUUUACUCCCCACUCUUUCUUACUUCCCUUCUUAUUGCUCCCCUUCUUCUUAUUCCCCCCUUCUUCUUAUAUUACUCCCUUCUUCUUACUGCUCUUCUUUCUAUCUUCUUCUUUCUUUACUCUUCUUUUCUACCCUCCUCUUCUUUUCUUACCUCUUCUUGUUACUUCUCCUCUCUUCUUCUCUCUUUUCUUGCUCUCUUCUUUCUUACUUCCCCCUCUUCUUCUUACUCCCCCUUCUUCUUACUCCCCCUUCUUCUUCUUACCCCCUCUUCUUCUUACUCCCCUCUCUUCUUCUUACUCCCCCUUUUUCUUCUGUUUCCUGUACCCGGCUGGACUGACAGGAAGUGCACACUGAGUGACUGAGUGUGCACCUUCCUAUCACUCCAGCUGGGCACCGAGGACCGGAGAGGAACUCGGCCAUGCGACAGGGGAGGCGAGAAGCUGUGCUGCAGCCGCCAGAGGCUCUUAACAGAGCGCACAGGCGGCUGCAGCAUUUAAAGGGCCGGCUGCAGCAUUUAAAGGGCCGGCCCUGCAGCGGCCGUUCUUAAAAUAAUUUAGGGUGGCCUGGGGGGCAGUUGCCUCCCUGCCCCCCGGCCCAGCCCGCCCCUGAUUGACAACCUCCAUAAGGAGGGAAAGCCUCAAAAGGUAAUUGCGAAGGAAGUUGGAUGUUCCCAAAGUGCUGUAUCAAAGCACAUUAAUAGAAAGUUAUGUGGAAGGGAAAAGUAUGGAAGAAAAGAGUGCACAAGCAGCAGGGAUGACCGCAGCCUGGAGAGGAUUGUCAGGAAAAGGCCAUUCAAAAGUGUUGGGGACUUUCACAAGGAGUGGACUGAGGCUGGAGUCAGUGCAUCAAGAGCCACCACACACAGACAGAUCCUGGACAUGAGCAUCAGAUGUUGUUUUUCUCUUGUCAAGCCGCUCUUGAACAACAAACAACGUCAGAAAUGUCUUACCUGGGCUAAAGAAAAACAGACCUGGUCAACUUUUGCAUCUCAUUUGGAAACCGAGGACCCAGAGCCUGGAGGAAGAAUGGAGAGGCACACACUGCAAGAUGCUUGUGUUUCUCUUGUCAAGCCGCUCUUGAACAACAAACAACGUCAGAAAUGUCUUACCUGGGCUAAAGAAAAACAGACCUGGUCAACUUUUGCAUCUCAACUUUUGACACUGUUGCACAUAGAAGGCUUAUCAAUAAACUGCAAUCUUUAAGUUUGGAUUCAAAUAUUGUUGAAUGGGUAAGGCAGUGACAGGCAACAGAGGGUUGUAGUUAAUGGAAUAUAUUCGAAGCUUGGACUUGUCACCAGUGGGGUACCUCAGGGAUCUGUACUUGGACCCAUUCUCUUUAAUAUUUUUAUUAGUGAUAUUGCAGAAGGUCUUGAUGGUAAGGUAUGUCUUUUUGCUGAUGAUACUAAGAUAUGUAACAGGGUUGAUGUUCCAGGAGGGAUAAGCCAAAUGACAAAUGAUUUAGGUAAACUAGAAAAAUGGUCAGAAUUGUGGCAACUGACAUUUAAUGUGGAUAAGUGCAAGAUAAUGCAUCUUGGACGUAAAAACCCAAGGGCAGAGUACAGAAUAUUUGAUAGAGUCCUAACCUCAACAUAUGAGGAAAGGGAUUUAGGGGUGAUUAUUUCUGAUGACUUAAAGGUUGGCAGACAAUGUAAUAGAGCAGCAGGAAAUGCUAGCAGAAUGCUUGGUUGUAUAGGGAGAGGUAUUAGCAGUAGAAAGAGGGAAGUGCUCAUGCCAUUGUACAGAACACUGGUGAGACCUCACUUGGAGUAUUGUACACAGUACUGGAGACCGUAUCUUCAGAAGGAUAUUGAUACCUUAGAGAGGGUUCAGAGAAGGGCUACUAAACUGGUUCAUGGAUUGCGGGAUAAAACUUACCAGGAAAGGUUAAAGGAUCUUAACAUGUAUAGCUUGGAGGAAAGACGAGACAGGGGGGAUAUGAUAGAAACAUUUAAAUAUAUAAAGGGAAUCAACACAGUAAAGGAGGAGACUAUAUUUAAAAGAAGAAAAACUACCACAACAAGAGGACAUAGUCUUAAAUUAGAGGGACAAAGGUUUAAAAAUAAUAUCAGGAAGUAUUACUUUACUGAGAGGGUAGUGGAUGCAUGGAAUAGCCUUCCAGCUGAAGUGGUAGAGGUUAACACAGUAAAGGAGUUUAAGCAUGCAUGGGAUAGGCAUAAGGCUAUCCUAUCUAUAAGAUAAGGCUAGGGACUAAUGAAAGUUUUUAGAAAAUUGGGCAGACUAGAUGGGCCGAAUGGUUCUUAUCUGCCGUCACAUUCUAUGUUUCUAUGUUUCUAUGUUUCUCAUUUGGAAACCAAGGACCCAGAGCCAGGAGGAAGAAUGGAGAGGCACACACUGCAAGAUGCUUGAAGUCCAGUGUGAAGUUUCCACAGUCUGUGUUGAUUUGGGGAGCCAUGUUAUCUGCUGGUGUUGGUCCACUGUGCUUCAUUAAGUCCAGGGUCAACGCCGCUGUCUACCAGGAGAUUUUGGAGCACUUUGUGCUUCCUUCCGCAGACGAGCUUAAUGGGGAUGCUGACUUCAUUUUCCAGCAGGACUUGGCACCUGCUCACACCGCCAAAAGCACCAAAGCCUGGUUCAAUGACCAUGGGAUUACUGUGCUUGAUUGGCCAGCAAACUCGCCUGACCUGAAGCCCAUAGAGAAUCUAUGGGGUAUUGCCAAGAGAAAGAUGAGACAUGAGACCGAACAAUGCAGAAGAGCUGAAGGCCACUAUUGAAGCAUCCUGGUCUUCCAUAACACCUCAGCAGUGCCACAGGCUGAUAGCUUCCAUGCCACGCCGCAUUGAGGCAGUAAUUGCUGCAAAAGGGGCCCAAACCAAGUACUGAGUCCAUAUGCAUGCAUAUACUUUUCAGAGGUCCGAUAUUGUUCUAUGUAUACACCUUGUUUUAUUGAUUACAUGUAAUAUUCUAAUUUACUGAGAUUGUGGAUUUUGGGUUUUCAUGAGCUGUGAGCCAUAAUCAUCGCACUUAUGACAAAUCACGGCUUGAACUAUCUUGCUUUGCAUGUAAUGCAUCUAUCUCAUAUAUCAGUUUCCCCUUUUACGUUGCAUUACUGAAAUAAAUGAACUUUUGCACGAUAUUCUAAUCAGUAUCACCUGUAAAAUACACCUACAUCAAGCAAAAUUGAACUGAUAAAAAUGCAAAAAUAAUUAAAGAAAACAUAAUUAAUGUAUAAUAUUAUUAAUAUUCGGUUUGUUUUUUUAGAUGUUGGAGAAACAAGAUUCUGUCCAAAGCAAUGGUAUUCCUAAGAUAUCAGAGAGAAAACGAUUUUACUAAAUCAGAAAGGAAUUCUUCCUGUUAAUUUCGUCACAAGUGGAUUCCCUGCAAAUGAUAAACGGUCCACAGAUAUGGGAAUGUGUCAUCAUAUGAAGAGUUGUUAAGAAGUUAAAAUAUGAAGUUUUUCUUUUAAGAAACACUCUAGGCACUGUAAAAAUUUAAACAUUGUAUUAAUUAUAGUGCUUGCAGCCCCGUGGCGCCAUUCCUGUGUUAAAUGUUCAACCAUGUUUGAAUAGUUUAACAUUUAAUGAGAGGCCCGCUGCAUGGCCCUUGCUUGGAUGAUGGUUACAGUGUUGCUACACUGUAGUUACACUUAGCCAUGCCAGCAAUGGGUGUCUGUGACAGUCUGUGAGCCGUCAGCUGUUGCUCAAACCAUGCCACUGACAACCAUUGAUGCUUGGCCUAAUGUGAAUGUUUGUGCCUGAGCACCAGAGGAGCUGGGCAGUGGGCAUCCGAGGACCCUCAUACAGUGUUAAACCAUUUGAAUAUAUUUUAAGAGUGAAAAAGGGACAGCGCCAGGGUACUACAGACACCUUAAGCAUUGCAAAGAGACUGCCUUUAAUCAGACACGAGUUGUUUGCUGGUCGUACUACCUUUGUACAAAAAGUAAAUAUGGAAAAACUUCAUAUUUUAUCAGCUAAAUCAGUCUUUCAUAUCAUGAAAGGUGGAAAUUAUGUCAUGAUUACUUAAAUUGUGG